AAAAUGGUCGGAAAUGUUAAAUAAUUGUCUUAGGUAAACUAUAGUAACUUCAGGAUUUAUUUCAGAAUUACAUUAUUUUAUACGUACCAGAGUUUCAAAAAUUCUUGAGGGCAAGAAGGUUCUUUUUAUAUUUGGUUUCAUUAGCAAUGGGUAAACCUAGUGGACUUCGCACUGCUCGUAAACAUGUCACUCAUCGCCGUGACCAACGAUGGCAUGAUAAAGAUUACAAGAAAGCCCAUUUAGGAACUAGAUGGAAGGCUAAUCCCUUUGGAGGAGCAUCACAUGCCAAAGGGAUUGUUCUAGAAAAAGUUGGCGUAGAAGCCAAACAACCAAACUCUGCUAUCAGAAAAUGUGUUAGAGUUCAGUUAAUCAAAAAUGGAAAAAAAAUCACUGCAUUUGUUCCCAAUGAUGGCUGCCUAAAUUAUAUUGAGGAAAAUGAUGAAGUGUUAGUGGCAGGAUUUGGUAGGAAAGGUCAUGCUGUUGGUGAUAUCCCAGGCGUGAGGUUCAAGGUUGUCAAAGUGGCAAAUGUGUCAUUGUUAGCUCUGUACAAAGAGAAGAAAGAACGACCUAGAUCAUAACGAUAUGCUGACUGUACAAGUUUAACUUUCCAAAUAAAAAACGCUUGUGUUCA
This is a messenger RNA of Limulus polyphemus (Atlantic horseshoe crab), 631 nucleotides long. Its product is annotated as 40S ribosomal protein S23. Gene Ontology annotation, cellular component: ribosome; cytosolic small ribosomal subunit. Gene Ontology annotation, biological process: translation. The record is from RefSeq and is a predicted model, not a curated record. The transcript has 4 exons. The coding region runs from base 147 to 578 and encodes 143 amino acids. Lineage: Eukaryota; Metazoa; Arthropoda; Merostomata; Xiphosura; Limulidae. Gene Ontology annotation, molecular function: structural constituent of ribosome.